UUUUUGCUCAGUUGCCAUAGGCAGCGUCUGCUCAUUUCAGUUGUAGCAAUCAUGUUUUUCUCUGUGCAGCAUCUUGUUGGGCCGGAUGCUAAGUUUGCAUUGGUCUGGAGAGCCGCAACUUGCGGUUCAACGACGAAGCUACCAAGAAAGGCCAUCCUCGAGGUGUCAGUGUCAAACACGUGUCGUGAGAUACUGAACUUCACUCCUGAAGCUCAUGAUAGAGUUUCUGCGAAGAAGUUUUCGCUUUACCUCUUGGGGCAACUUCUGUAUGGCACAGUGCUCAUCUAUGACCGUCAGCUUACUCUAUUUCUCAGUGAUGCUCGUUCGGCUUGGGAAAGUUGCCGACGCUUGCGACAAUUUCUGCCUAAACCCUCCAAGGGUGCACCUACUUCGGCUAAAAAGGGAGUGCGUCGUGCUAGAGGUGAAUCACGAGUUUCCGGCAUUGAUAUCGUUGAACAACCGGAAGGCCGAUUCGUUGGGCUGGCUAGACGCGACGAAAUCACGAUGGUAGAGAGUCAGCCAAUCAUAUGGAAGCGAGAAGAUCCUUUCCAAGAAGAGACUGUUCAAGCGCCAGUUCACGUCAGCAGGGAGCGCUUCAUUGAGUGGGAUGACCAGCGUACUUCUAGCUCGAAAGAGUCCAUGAAAACUCUUGCAGAAGUGAAGAAGGAGCCAGCGACGCUGGAAGCUGCUUCAGUCUCGCAUGAAGUACCGCCUUUUCCACCACCGGAAACUUUCCAAAACGUGGAAAGGGAAAGCAUUUUAACUGGUACUCAGCCGGUACUUGACGCAGAACAUGGCUUAAGACGCGGAAUUGUCAAAAUCGAGCCGUCAGUCGUCGUUGAUGCACAGCCACCCAGUGAGUAUCAACCUGCUCCAAAGAAACCGAGACUGGACAGCGGUAAACCUAUGACUACAUCUGAAGAAAAUGAUAGAGAAGUUCCACCACUAGAAUUGCCUCCCCUGAACGACAACCUCGAGGUUGUGCAGCCAUCGCGAAGAAGAAAGCCUUUGCAAUCGAUAGAUACCAACAGCUUGACUAUCUCUCAUGUUUCGAUGAAAGAAAUGCAAGAGGAUUACUCAUCAUUGCUGAAAACACCAGAGGAACUGAGAAUCAAUGUUGAUAAACACCCAACUUUGCACGAACUUCUGUUGCCUUAUCCAGCAUAUGCGGGAAAAAGAUUUCCCAAGGCAUGCAUCGGACUUUAUCGGAGUAGAUAUCACGAUACGAUCACUUCUAAAGAAGCCGCGACUGAAAAUCUGUUUGAGCCGGCUCGUGGUGCAACUACGGACUCCUCCAAAGAGGGCUCUGAUCAGCGCCAUACCCCUGGAAUAGCUUAUGCGCUUUACCCCACCCCUCCAAGGGUAUGUGGUGCUGCAGCUCUUGGCAAUCCUUCUGGUGACCGCGCACACAAUCGUGACCAGUCUUCCGUUUACUCAACUCCGGGUAUGUUCAAGUUGCUGAAGACUCCUGAAAGACUUGGAGGACCAUGGGUAGAUGUCGAUCAGAGAGAUGUAGCCCGCCAAAAGGAAUCCGAAGCGGGUCAGGGAGACGUACGAAGAGACUCCAGUGCUCUACCUGGCGAUCUCCCAUUGUUGCCAAAUAUCGGAGAGCUUGCAGCAGAUAUGACACUGUCUCAGAAUCGUCUCAGAGAGUCUCGCCCCUCGCAUCUUGAACUACCACGUCGUUUGACUGGAUUAACCGAUGAAAUGGGCCGUCGUUCUUCUGUACUACUACGCGACUCUCUUCAAAAAGAGGAUACGUCUCAGCAAACUAGCCAGCUAAGCAAUAUCUCUGAAAAGACACUUUCGUUUCCUAUUUGCGAGGUAGUGGAUGCAAGGGAACUGAUUUUGCUCAGAGCUAUUGUGGCUACCGAUGAACCAGUUCCACUAUCAGAUAUUGUUCCGCCAGCUACCACUCCAAGAAAAACCGCUGCUGCUGUAUUUUCAACAUUGCUAAAUCUGGCGAAGAUAACAGUCGUAGAAGUAUCACAGGACGAAGCUUUUGGUGAAAUUUGGGUGCAAACUCGUACUCGUCCGGAGACCAGCCAACACAUUCGUGACGCCUUGGCGUCGAUAACCUUUCUUGAAUGACCGUCGCAUUUUCUAAGCGGUCUCUUUGAAUUUAACCUCAGAGUUUUUUUGUUCGCAUCUGGAUCACUAGCAAUGGUGUACCUUUCAUUUCUAUUAUUGUUUAUUUCAGUUCAAGAAACCUCAGAGUAUUUUUACCUCGCAUCUGAAUCACAAACAUUGGUGUACCUUUCAUUUCUAUCAUUGUUUAUUCCAAUUUAAAACCAAAUCUCAGAAUAUUUUCACCACGCAUCUGGAUCGCUAUCGAGUUUCUCUUCCAAUUUCUAUCAUCUAUCUGGAUUUAGGAUCAAUCUCAGAGUAUAUCUACCUGACGUUUACCCUUCACGCAUCGCCUUGCUCAUUCUUUCCGCCCAAGAGCAUUCUGUAAAUGCAUAAUUUGAGAAUUCGUAUGCUUGCUUGCCGAGUGCACCUUUCAGCUUUUCUUCAUUCUCUUUUUUUGCAGACGGCUCUCUGGUAUUUUUUGUGGAUGAUCAGUUUCGAGCUUUUGGUUCUUAGUCUGAUAUUUUUUCAAAUGCUUUGUUCACAUCGGCUUCCGAUAUUAUCGUACAUCGUUUGUUGUCACUUCUCCGCUUUCGGUUCUUCGUUUGUUGGUCACAGCUCCGGUUUCGGUUCUUCUGUACAUAAAUAGUUAUUUUGGC
Molecule: messenger RNA, 2726 nt
Organism: Cylicocyclus nassatus
Lineage: Eukaryota; Metazoa; Nematoda; Chromadorea; Rhabditida; Strongylidae
Source: the annotation of a GenBank genome assembly